Lacerta agilis (Sand lizard) is the source of this 3016-nucleotide messenger RNA. RefSeq names its product acyl-CoA (8-3)-desaturase-like. The record is from RefSeq and is a predicted model, not a curated record. Gene Ontology annotation, cellular component: membrane. Gene Ontology annotation, biological process: lipid metabolic process. The transcript has 12 exons. The coding region runs from base 94 to 1476 and encodes 460 amino acids. NCBI's taxonomy places the organism in Eukaryota, Metazoa, Chordata, Lepidosauria, Squamata, Lacertidae. Gene Ontology annotation, molecular function: oxidoreductase activity, acting on paired donors, with oxidation of a pair of donors resulting in the reduction of molecular oxygen to two molecules of water.
CUGACAGCGACGCAGCGCGGACGUCGGGAUUCCCACCAGGAGAUCCGUGGUUGCCGCGGGGAUUCCAGCGGGCAGAGAGAAGGCCGGGAGAGAAUGGCUCCUCCGCUGCAGGAGACCGCGUCGGGAGUGGGGUCGGGAACGGGAGUUGAGGAGAAGAGGGCCAACGGGGUCGGCGAGGUCCGUUCCCGCCGCUUCUUCACCUGGGAGGAGAUCGAGCAGCGCUCGGGUCGGAUCAAGCCCGAGCGGUGGCUGGUGAUCGACAGGAAAGUCUACGACAUCAGCAGCUUCCACCGGCGGCACCCGGGAGGCUCCAGGGUGAUCAGCCACUAUGCCGGGCAAGACGCCACGGAUGCAUUCACAGCAUUCCACCUUCAUAGGGAUUAUGUAAGCAAGUUCUUGAAUCCCUUGCUGAUAGGAGAGUUGGCACCAGAUCAACCUAGCUCUGAGUCCAGCAAAAAUAAAUUGCUAGUAGAAGAUUUCCGGGAGCUGCGGUCCACUGUUGAGAAGAUGGGACUUCUGAAGCCCAACAUUCUUUUCUUCUUCCUGAUGUUCCUUCAAAUCAUGGUGCUGGAUGCUGCUGCCUGGUUUACCAUAUGGUACUUUGGAUCAUCCUUAGUGCCAUUCUUUGUGGGCGUUGCACUGUUUACCACUGCUCAGAAUCAAAUGGCCUGGUUGCAGCAUGACUUGGGGCACCUUUCAGUCUUCAGCACAUCCACAUGGAACCACUGGGUUCACAAGAUCUUAAUGGGAGUAGUGAAAGGAAUGCCAGCCCAGUGGUGGAAUAACCUGCAUUUCCAGCACCACGCCAAACCCAACUGUUUCCGUAAAGACCCUGAUCUCAACAUGCACCCCCUGGUGUUUGCUUUGGGGAAGAAGCUGGCUAUAGAGCUCGGGUUGCAGAAAAAGAAGUAUAUGCCUUACAACCAUCAGCACAAGUACUUCUGGCUUGUAGCACCAGCGUUGCUGGUUCCCUUCUUCCAGUGGUCUGUAUUCUACUUCUCAAUCAAGCGCAAAGAAUGGGUGGAUCUAGCCUUGAUCAUUUCAUACAACAUCAGAGUCUGUCUCAUGUACAUACCUCUUAUGGGAUUUAAUUGUUUCAUGGCAUACUACUGGCUCUCCAGGUAUCUAGAGUCCACUUGGUUUACUUGGGUUUCACAAAUGAAUCAUAUCCCAAUGAACAUUGAUUAUGAUAGAAAUGUGGACUGGGUGUCUACCCAGCUCCAGGCAACGUGCAAUGUGGAUCAGUCCCCGUUCAAUGACUGGUUCACUGGCCACCUGAAUUUCCAGAUUGAGCACCAUCUUUUCCCCACGAUGCCUCGCCACAACUACUGGAAGGUGGCCCCCUUGGUGAAAUCUCUGUGCGCCAAGCAUGGCGUUGACUACCACAGCAAGUCCCUGCUCCAGGCCUUUGCAGACAUUUUGCACUCUCUAAAGGAUUCAGGGGAUGCCUGGCGUGAAGCAUAUCUGUAUGGAUAAGAAGCAGCAGGGACUUGAGAAGGAGGACCAUGAAGAUGCAUCGCAGACUAGAGGGCAGCUAAUGUGCUAUGAAGAAUUUGGGGUCUGGUGGGUGAGCUGGACAAAUGUUAAAUAAUUAUUUUUGGCAUGGGGUUGGGGGACUCCUGAAACUUUCCUACAUCUAUGCACAGUGGGUUUUUGUAUGUGUGCACAUGUUGUUCUGGUUGCACUGUAGGUUUUAGGGUGACAGGGUCAUGGAAAGGGAAGGUGUGUGCUUCAUAUAGAAACCUGACUGUCGUCUUCCUUAUGGUCGGUGAGGGAUGCUUUCAGAGGAGGUGUGUUUAAAGCAAAAAGGCAGAGCUGCAAUGGGGAACUACAAUGCAGAUGUAAUAUUACUUGUGAAAGCCACAUGUUAGGGCUUAUCUACACUUACUUUUCCUCUAGUCUUUCCAUGCACAGUCCACACUAUAAAGCUCUGUGUUCAAAUGCCCUUUUCCUUUGGAGCUUUCCCCACAAAAACCUGCUCUUUAAAGCGCAAUCAGAGCAUAUGGCAAUCCACUGAAAAUCUGAAUCAAUGUUUGUGCUGAUUGAGUGUUAAAGAAUGGGUUUUCAAGGAAAACUCUGGGGCAAAAAAAGAAAACAGCAACAUUCAGACAUGGAGCUUUUAUAAGUGUGCACCUGUGCCUGGAAACAGCAGGGCAAGAGGUAAGUGUGGAUAAGACCUUAGUUGAAGGUCAGUUUUAAAUCUUAGCUUCAACUGCAAGCUCAGGGAUGCAAUUUCAGGUUUGCAUAGAGUUAAGGGACCAGAUAACAUAACUGAGUUUAAAGCUGAGUAUGUUCAUGUUCCUGUUUCAAAAUGUGUUGUAUUAAGAGCCGUUGGUUACAGAUAGUUUUCUUCAAAGCCUCAUAAUAACCAGAGAAAGAGGUGCUCCUGGAGGAUGAUCACAUGUGAUUUGAACUCCCCUCAUGCACCCCUCCUCCCAAACAGCACCUAUUGUGCAAGAUUACCUUUCCAUGCUGAGGUUAGGAAACAUUUUCUCAGCAACUUGUGUUCAUCUAUCUAAAGUUAUCACUGCCCCAGCAUCUUCCCAAAGGUAGUUGCCUUCACAUGGCAAACCAAAGAAGUGCCUCUUCCCCUCCACUAUGCGCUUCGAAGAAUGCUUGAGCCUGGGCCUCCACACCAAUGCCUGAUCACAUGACUAGCGCUCCUCUUUUGAAGGAGAGGAAUUGUGCGGUUGCAAUCUCAAUGUAAUCCGGUAUUGGCAUGAAUGCCUCUGCUCAUAGUUCUUUGAAACCACACUCUCUUACUCCAUUACUGCACAAAGGCUGCUGCUGCUGGGAAUGAGUUACCUGGGGCAAUGCCUCUUGCCUGGUGAUUAUCUGACAGUUUGAUUGAAAGUAUUAAUUAGUUCAGUAUUUAUUGUCUUGACCCACGAUUGGAAGCAUCGAUCUUCUGUUGGUCCUUUAGCACAGCCCUCUUAGGAUGUACACCACUUCAUGUGUACAUAUUUGUAUUUAUUUGUAUCUUUUAAUAUAUUUCAUAAAUUUAUUUGGGUCAAUA